AUGCCCGAGCUUGACACUGGCAUGGCCGGCCGGGAGCCGCCAUGGUUGGGCUUGAUGAAGCUGGCGCGGUCAUGGCUCUCGGAGGUCAGUGGAGGUCCAGCCGUCAGGGCUGAGAUUGGAAGUUCUAGCCUGGUUCUCCGUCGGUCGUCGCUCAGGCUUCGCGGCCUUGGCCACGGUGGCGGAGGCGGGGUUCAAGGCGGCGAGGAGAUGAAGCGGGAGACGGGGGCAGUGGCGAGGGGGAGAAGGAGGGGGACGGGGACGGGGAGGAGGAGCGGGGGGUUCUCCUCCUCCGAGGGCUGGGCGGGGUCGGGAGGAGGGGAGGAGGAGGGGGCGUUGGCGUCGGCAGCUGCGGCCAUGGGCGGCGGCGGUGGCGGCGGGGGUCAAAUCUGGGGAGACGGGGGGCGGGCGGAGGAGAAAAAGGGAGGAGGCACAGGAUAG
This is a messenger RNA of Syzygium oleosum, 438 nucleotides long. RefSeq lists its product as uncharacterized. The transcript has 2 exons. Lineage: Eukaryota; Viridiplantae; Streptophyta; Magnoliopsida; Myrtales; Myrtaceae. The record is from RefSeq and is a predicted model, not a curated record. The coding region runs from base 1 to 438 and encodes 145 amino acids.